This is a messenger RNA of Gigantopelta aegis, 1917 nucleotides long. RefSeq names its product sulfate transporter-like. Lineage: Eukaryota; Metazoa; Mollusca; Gastropoda; Neomphalida; Peltospiridae. The coding region runs from base 1 to 1917 and encodes 638 amino acids. Gene Ontology annotation, molecular function: oxalate transmembrane transporter activity; chloride transmembrane transporter activity; sulfate transmembrane transporter activity. Gene Ontology annotation, biological process: transmembrane transport. The record is from RefSeq and is a predicted model, not a curated record. Gene Ontology annotation, cellular component: membrane. The transcript has 14 exons.
AUGGGUGUCCCGGAAAGUGAUGAUAUGGAUACCCCAGAAGGGGAAAGAACAGAUAACGAGGAUAGUGGCAUUACGGGUAAUGUAAACAGUGACAUUACGGGUACAAUGGAGAGUGAAAAUACGAAUAAUCGUGAAGUUGAAAUUACGCGUAUUCCGGAGAAUGAACUUGGGGGUAAAAUUGAAACUACACAGUCACAAAGCCACGAGAGUAUAAACGACAGUACACCUAAAGGUUCUCCUAAUGACGAUACUUCUCUGAAAGGUAACGAUCAAGAAGCCUAUGUAAACCAAAGCCCACCGAUAAAGCUAAAUGACUUCGAAAAGCGCUACAGAAAGGACACGAACGAAAAGACGAUUCGCGACAUUGGAAGAGCCUGGGUGAAAGACAACUGUUCCAAACAGUGCCUGAAGACAACUCUGUUUAAAACCUUUCCAUUCCUGACGAUCAUGCGAGGAUACUCGCUGUUACGAGAUCUACCCAAUGACGUAAUCGCUGGUGUCACAGUCGGAAUUAUGCAAAUACCACAAGGAAUGGCGUACGCUAAUCUGGCGACUCUCCCGCCGAUCUGCGCCCUCUACACGAGUUUCUUUGCUCCCCUGAUUUAUUUCUUCCUGGGGUCAUCAAAACACGCGUCAAUGGGUACUACAGCUGUUGUGAGUCUCAUGCUUGGAUCUCUUUUGGAUUCUGCGUUUCCAUCUGAUGGUCUCGGGGGUACACUAGAUAGUACUGUCAGUUCCACCCAGUCUGGGUUUUCAGAAUUGGACAUGCGGAAAAUAGAACUUGUGACUGCACUCACUCUAGUAUCAGGGUUGAUAAUGAUUGUUCUAGGGAAGCUGGGGUUGGGGGUAGUGACGACGUACAUGUCGGAGCACCUCAUCAGCGGCUUCACGACAGCGGUCGGUAUCCACGUCAUCACCAGUCAAGCAAGCAUCCUGCUCGGGCUGAGGAUCGCCAGGUUUAACGGGAUAUUCAAGGCCAUUAGGGUCAUCCUAUCAACUGUUGUGUCAUACUUUUCCCAGUUUGGAGACAACUUCAACUUGAGAAUUUUGGGGGAAAUUCCGGCAGGGAUUCCCAACCCAACAAUUCCGGAUGUAUCUUUGGUGAGGUCACUCAUUGGUGACGCCUUCAUUAUCGGGGUCAUUGCGUUUGCGCAGUCCGUGUCCAUGGCGAAGACGCUGGCACUGAAGAAUAACUACACGGUUGAUGCCAAUCAGGAGAUGUUCGCCUACGGCGUUGGUAGUGUGCUGUCUUCCUUUUUCUCCGGCUACAUUACUGCAGCAUCAGUAGCAAGAAGUGCCCUUCAAGAGGGGGCUGGAGGCAAGACUCAGGUGGCGGCUCUGUCUUCAUGUUGCAUUGUCCUCGUAGUUAUUAUGGCUGUUGGUCCACUGCUGUACGCCCUACCACAGUGGAUCUGGGUUGUGACCUUCACCUCCGCUGUUGUACUAGACACAGACAUUGGACUGUUGAUUGGCAUCGUCUUCUCCGUGUUUUCAGUUGUCAUCAGAACUCAACGAUCAUCGUUCACUAAGGUCGGUCCCGUAUCAGAUUCGUGUCAAUACAGAUCGGAAAAACGAUAUGACAGUGUUCAAAAAUAUACAGGUACCGUGAUGCUGACUUUCAACUCUCCAAUUUAUUUUGCGAACGUUGAGAAGUUCAAAGAGGAUUGUUAUAAAGUUACUGCGAUAAACCCCAGAAAACUCAUAAAGACAAAGGUGUUAAAGGCACAUACACCUUCAAGUGAAGUGUCAGAGAUCGUUACGGAGUUUGAGUCUUGUGGUGUCCGAGUGUCACUGGUUGGCUUUUCGGAGACUGUCCUGGAUAUUCUGAAGUCGUGUGGAUUCCUGGAGUGUAUGCAAGAGAAUACGUUUUUGACAGUUUCUGGAGCACUACACACAGGUCAUGACAAGAACAUCUGA